Aspergillus glaucus CBS 516.65 is the source of this 2529-nucleotide messenger RNA. RefSeq names its product glycoside hydrolase family 2 protein. Gene Ontology annotation, molecular function: beta-mannosidase activity. The coding region runs from base 1 to 2529 and encodes 842 amino acids. Gene Ontology annotation, biological process: carbohydrate metabolic process; glycoprotein catabolic process. NCBI's taxonomy places the organism in Eukaryota, Fungi, Ascomycota, Eurotiomycetes, Eurotiales, Aspergillaceae. The record is from RefSeq and is a predicted model, not a curated record. The transcript has 5 exons.
AUGUCAAGACUCGUUCAACACCCUCUAUCCAAAGGAUGGGGCUUCAAAGAUAGCAAAGAUGAGUCGGAAGACGCAUGGAUGCCAGUUCCAGUAAUCCCCUCUGUAGUUCAUCAGGAUCUAUUAGCCAACAAAAAACUCAAAGACCCAUUCAUCGGUUUCAACGAAGUAAGCACCAAAUGGGUAAACGAGAAAUCAUGGACAUACCGAAACGUCUUCCAAAAACCAGAAGCAUCCCCUAGCUCAACAAUCGUCCUGGCCUUCGACGGCUUAGACACAUUCGCCAAGGUAAAGCUCGAUGGAAACGUCAUCCUAGAAAGCAACAACAUGUUUCUCGCCCAUCGUGUCGAUGUCACCAAAGCCCUGGAAGCAGAUGGUGAGCAUAUCCUGGAAAUCGACUUUGAUUGCGCUAUGUUGCGAGCUCGAGAGCUUCGUGAUCAGGACCCCAAGCACAAGUGGGCUUCGUUUAAUGGUGACCCGGCUAGGAUGAGUGUCAGGAAAGCUCAGUACCACUGGGGCUGGGAUUGGGGUCCGGUUUUUAUGACAACUGGUAUCUGGAGGGAUGUGAGGCUUGAGGUUUAUACUGCGCGUAUUGCGGAUUUGUGGACGGAAGUGCAGUUAGCGGGGGAUCAUCAAGAGGCCACUGUUUCUGCUUUCGUGGAGGUAGACGGUGAAGCUGGUUCGUACAAGGCAAAAUUCACGCUAAGCUUACAGGGGCGAGAGGUUGUGCCUGAGAAGUCUACUAUGGGCGAAGGCAAUACUGCCAACGUGACGUUCAAUAUCAAGAACCCAUCUCUAUGGUGGCCCCAUGGAUACGGCGAUCCAACACUCUACGAGUUGUCAGCAUCAUUGACAGAUGAACAGAACGAACUUCACCAUGUCUCGAAGAAAAUCGGCAUCCGUACAGCAGAAGUUGUCCAACAGCCUGACAAACAUGGGAAAUCCUUCUUCUUCCGAAUUAACGGAGUCGAUGUCUUCUGCGGUGGCUCCUGUUGGAUCCCCGCCGAUAGCCUUCUCCCAAACAUCACUCCAGAACGGUAUCGAAAAUGGGUUGAGUUGAUGGUUGCUGGUCGUCAAGUGAUGACUAGAGUCUGGGGCGGCGGAAUCUACGAAGACGACAACUUCUACUCAGCCUGCGACGAACUCGGAGUAGUGGUCUGGCAAGACUUCAUGUUCGCCUGCGGAAACUACCCAACCUGGCCUGACUUACUCGACUCAAUCCGAAAAGAAGCAAUCUACAACGUCCGCAGACUGCGUCACCACCCCUCAAUAGUUAUUUAUGCUGGAAACAACGAAGACUAUCAAGUUCAGGAGCAAAAUGGACUCACAUACAACUAUGAGGACGAGAACCCGGAGAAUUGGCUGAAGACGGAUUUUCCGGCUCGAUGUAUUUACGAGAAGCUUUUGCCAGAUAUUGUGAAGGAGUUGACUCCGGGUACUUUUUAUCAUCCUGGGAGUCCUUGGGGUGGUGGGAAGGUAACGUCUGAUCCGACUGUUGGUGAUUUGCACCAGUGGAAUGUGUGGCAUGGAACACAAGAGAAAUACCAAGUCUAUGAGACCCUUGGAGGCCGAUUCAACAGUGAAUUUGGAAUGGAAGCCUUCCCGCACAUCCAAACCAUUGAGUCGUUCAUCGAAAACGAAGCCGACAAGUACCCCCAAUCUCACAUUAUCGACUUCCACAACAAGGCCGACGGCCACGAACGGCGGAUUGCUACUUAUCUUGUUGAAAAUGUGAGAACUGCCACAGAUUUGGAGACAUACAUCUACCUCACCCAACUCAUCCAAGCCGAAGCAAUGAUGUACGGAUAUCGCGGCUGGCGCCGCCAAUGGGGAGAUGACCGACGCUGCGGAGGAGCCCUGCUCUGGCAGAUGAACGACUGCUGGCCGGGGAUUUCCUGGGCUAUCAUGGAUUACUAUCUGCGUCCUAAACCGGCGUACUAUGCAGUUGCGCAGGUGCUGGAACCACUUGCUAUCGGGGUACAAAGAGAGCAUCACGAUUGGAGCGUGACGCAUGCAGAGCCGCCGAAGACUAGCAAGUACAGUCUCUGGGUAGCAAGCAGUCUGCUGAAGGAGGUUUCUGGCAAGGUGGAAUUGCGGUUUAUUUCUGUGCAGACGGGGCUUGAGGUUCGCGAGUGGAGGGUUUGGGAUGACAUCCGUAUACAAGCCAAUGGGACUACCGACAUCAUCCUCGACGACAUUAUCGAUCACACGGUAUAUCCGGAGCCGCAUGUCCUCGCUGCGCGUCUCUGGGUGGAUAACGAGAUCGCAGCACGGGAUGUGGACUGGCCACAGCCAUUUAAAUAUUUGGACCUGUCGGAGCGGGGACUCAACGUUCAGAGGGUCUUUGAAUCCGAUGAUCUGCAGUCACUGCGGGUCAGCACGCGGGCGCCUGUCAAGUGUUUGGUUUUUGAAGAGCGAGACGGCGUCAGAGUGAGUGAUAGUGCCAUGGAUAUCGUGCCGGGGGAUGAGCAGUUUGUCACCAUCAUGGGCUUGAGGGGUGGCUCUUUGAAGUACAAAUACCUGGGACAGUAG